UGCUCGGCUUCCAAAGAGCCACGCGACUCGGGGUGCCUUCGCUCUUUAAAAGGUGUCCCUGGAGAGGCCGGCGAGUGGCGCCGGGGGAGUGGCGAGGGGACAAAAAAAAAGUCCCCGAGAGGUCAGGAGAGAGUUCGGCUGUGUUCCUCUUGGGGACUUGGUGGCAGGCAGGCAGGAUUACCCACUUCCAGGCUCGCGCUUCCUUCCCUUCGAGCUGCGGCUCGCUUUUGCUUGCGUGCUUUCUUUCUUUCUCUGCGGAGGGAAGGAGGGGGCCUUCCUGGGACUGGCUUCCUCGGGGGUGUUUCGGCGAGAGGCUCAGCCCCAAGAUCGGGCUUCGGGGCGCCCAGCGGAGGGUCUCUCCCUCUCUCUCUCCCUCUUUCCCCCUCCCCCGCCCUUUCCCUCUCUGCCAAAAGCCAAGCCCCCUCCAGGAAGCCAUGCGCCCCCGGUGACAGACAAUGGAGGUGACGGACUCGGGCGGCGUGGUGCUGACAGCCUACCAUUCCUACGCUGCGGCUGCUUCCCGGCUGCCGGGCAAAGCGGAGCCGGACUUCGCUGGACCCAGCCGCUCGCCCCUCAGAAAAUCCCUUCCACGGUGCCAAAGAAUUAGCAGAAUGCUUUCCAGUGAAUCCUUGCGUCCUCCUGUGUACAGUCGCUCUAAUUCCCAAGCUUCCGUUGACAGCACUUCCAUGGAAGAUUUCUGGUGUGAAGUAGAGAAUAUCAAAGAAAGCACUGAAGAUAGGCCAGAUGAACAAACCCUGCUAGAAGUCAAGCCUCCUGAUGAAGGUGAAUUGGAAGCUGAAUGGUUGCAAGAUGUAGGUUUAUCAACAUUAAUAUCGGGAUCUGAAGAGGAUGAUGGAGAGGCAUUACUGUCUACCCUCACCCGAACACAAGCAGCUGCUGUGCAGAAGAGAUAUAAUACUUACACUCAAACAAUGAGAAAGAAAAAUAAGCACACAGUCAGAGAUGUGCGAGAUAUCUUUGGCAUCAAUGAUGCUUCACCUAUGUUUGAAGCCAUACCAGCAUCACCUGUUACAACCAAUGGCAUUCAACUUCCCAUACAAAAACCAGUUUGGGAAAUGCGUAGCUCAAAUAACCAUUUAGAAUAUGAAUUUGAUAAAGACAGCCAGUUGGUAAAAGAAGAACUGUCCUUUGAUAUCUCAUUCUCAGAAUCAAUGACAGUGAUUCCAAAGCAUAGAGAAUGGCAUAAAAACCAAAGGUUAAAAAAGGACGAGUCUUCUUUGCCUAACUUUACAAUCAGGAAAAGCCGAUUAGGACUGACUGCAAUUGGAGAUUUGUCUCUUGAUGACAUGAAGAAAAUUUGCUAUUUCUCUCUGAUUGAGCUGACAGCCUUCUACGAUGCUUUAGGAAUAGAGUUGAAGAGGAACCGAACAGAAAGGAUCAAGGGAAGAGAAAAUGGCCUUUUUGGAGUUCCACUGGCAGUAUUGCUGGAAAAUGACCAGAAAAAAGUUCCUGGGAUAAAAGUUCCACUCAUCUUUCAAAAACUGUUACUCAAGCUUGAAGAAACAGGCCUGGAAACAGAAGGAAUUCUUCGAGUGCCAGGAUCUGCUUCACGGGUUAAGAGUCUUCACCAAGAAAUUGAAGCAAAAUUUGAUGAAGAUGCUUUUGACUGGGAUCAAGUGCGUAACAAUGAUGCAGCAGGUCUGUUGAAGAUGUUUAUACGGGAACUUCCAAGUCCUCUCUUCACUAUGGAAUAUCUGCCUGCCUUCAUCUCAUUAGUGGAAAAAAUUUCUCAGGUCAAACUGCAGCUGCAGGCCUUGCAUUUGCUGAUCCUGUUGCUUCCUGAUGCCAGCAGGGAUGCAGCCAAGGCCCUUCUGCAGUUCUUGAAAAAAGUGGUGGCUAAUGAGAAGAAGAACAAAAUGACUUUAUGGAAUGUUUCCAUGAUUAUUGCCCCAAACCUUUUCAUCUACAAAGGCAAACGUGCAAACCAAGAAGAGAUGCAAGCAGCUGCCACCACAGCCCAUGUUGUGAGACUUUUGAUAAAAUACCAGGAUAUCCUGUGGACAGUCCCAACAUUUCUGAUUUCUCAGGUGAGAAAGAUGAAUGAGGCUACUAUUAACAAUACCAAAAAGCAGCUAAUGUUUGACAAAGGUGUACGAAGGUUGUUAAGAAGAAAAACUAUGGAACGAGAGAGACCAGAAAGAACAGAGUCUGACAUACCUGAAGGAGUGAUAAGAGUUCAUGCACCAUCACAUUCAAAAGUUUCUAUGGCAAUUCAGUUGAACAGUCAAACAAAAGCCAAAGAUAUUCUGGCACGAUUUCACUGUGAAAACAGCCGCAUCUCAUCAGAGAAGAUGAAAAUGCAAACCCAACGUUUACAUGAAAUUGGAGGAAAUAUAGGACAGCACUGUUUGGAUCCCAAUGCUUACAUGUUGGAUGUUUACCGUGCAAAUCCACAAGCAGAAUGGGUGAUUAAACCAAAAAUAAGUUGAAAUCUGUAAUGGCAUUUUGACAGAGCACUUUGGAGAAUGCCAAAGAAUGGUUGAAAAGCUCCCUUUUUGUAAGCACAUUGUUCGUGAUGAAACCAAAGUAGUGACGAAACUCAGCAAAUAUCUUCUCAAUGUGAUUUGCAACCUGUGUCUUCCAAGUGUUUCAUAGAUUUUGAGAACUUUUACUUCAGUUAAUGGUUUGCUAUAUUAAUAAUUUAUUUUGUAAUGACUACAUUUUUAACACUGGUUUUACUGCUGCCACUUUUCAACGGAUAUGAAGGAAUACAAACAGCUCUAGAACAAAAACUAGAUCACCAGUACCACUGUCACCAUCACGCCAUGUACAUUUAUUUUUACUUAAGGUGAAAUCCCAGGAGGAUAAGGACAACUACCAGUAGGAAGGAUUUUUGAAAGAAAAGAGACAGUACCAUUUAAUAUGAAGGACGGUGCCAAAAACCAUCCCUGGUCAAAGGACGUUUUAUUGUCAAAUACUUGUGACUCAGUUCAAGACAGCCAAUAAGAGGGAAAAACUACUGUGUAAAGCAUUUUUACUGUUAUUGUACUGUGCAUGUAUAUAAAUAUAUAGGUAUAAACAAUUACAUAUCAGGGUCUUAAUGGCAUUUCUCUGGAUUUAUCCAUGUCUAAAUUAAUAUGUAGCAAUUUUCACAAGUUAACGUGUGUAUUUUAUACAGUAUAUGAAUGAUUGAAAAGCCAGUGAGGUGUAUUGGUUUGAAUGUUGGACUAUAACUCUGUAGACCAGGGUUCAAAUGCCCACUUGGCCACGAAACCCAUUGGGUUACCUUGGGCAAGUUACAUUCUCUCAGCCUCAGAGAAAGGCAAUGGUAAAUAUCUCAGAAUGAAUCUGAUAAUUAACCAGUUUGCCUUAGGUCAGUUUAGGUUAGAAAUGACUUAAAGGCACACAAAAAUGAAUGAGAAUUGAUUCCAAAUACAAACUACUUUGAAAGAACUGAAAGACAGAAGUCUAAGUACUUCAUAAAAUUUGCAAAUUGUUUUUUUUAAUGAUGUUUCCCUCUAUUAUUAUACAUUCAUAGCAUGUGAAGUUUGUAAUUUCUUGUUCGAAUACAUCAUCCUUCCCCUUCUCAGA
This is a messenger RNA of Anolis sagrei ordinatus, 3552 nucleotides long. It is a transcript of the gene ARHGAP28, whose product is annotated as Rho GTPase activating protein 28. Lineage: Eukaryota; Metazoa; Chordata; Lepidosauria; Squamata; Anolidae. Gene Ontology annotation, biological process: negative regulation of stress fiber assembly; regulation of small GTPase mediated signal transduction; regulation of actin filament polymerization. Gene Ontology annotation, molecular function: GTPase activator activity. The record is from RefSeq and is a predicted model, not a curated record. Gene Ontology annotation, cellular component: cytoplasm.